Magnolia sinica is the source of this 1221-nucleotide messenger RNA. RefSeq names its product peroxidase 3-like. Gene Ontology annotation, molecular function: heme binding; peroxidase activity. NCBI's taxonomy places the organism in Eukaryota, Viridiplantae, Streptophyta, Magnoliopsida, Magnoliales, Magnoliaceae. Gene Ontology annotation, cellular component: plasmodesma; plant-type cell wall. The transcript has 4 exons. Gene Ontology annotation, biological process: hydrogen peroxide catabolic process; response to oxidative stress. Bases 90 to 1067 code for a protein of 325 amino acids. The record is from RefSeq and is a predicted model, not a curated record.
GGAGCUUUUAUAAAGUCAUCUAUCACGUGGUCUGUUCAUUCAGUGUAGAAAAUACAAGUGAAAGAGGUGUUAUACAUUUUGUAAGGAAAAUGGGGAAGUUGAGCUGUGCUGGUAUUCUCAUCCUUGGUUUUUUGGGAUUUCUGGGCCAUGCUGAAGCUACUCUGAAAAUGGGAUUUUAUGAUCAGAGCUGUCCGAAAGCAGAGAAGAUCGUAUCAGACUAUGUAAAGCAGCAUAUCUCUCGAGUACCGUCGUUGGCAGCGCAGCUUCUGAGAAUGCAUUUCCAUGAUUGCUUUGUGCGGGGCUGUGAUGCAUCUGUUCUGUUGAAUUCAACUUCAAACCAAGCAGAGAAGGAUGCAGUUCCGAAUCGAACGCUCCGAGGAUUCGAUUUCAUUGACCGUGUGAAGAGCUUGUUAGAAGCCGAGUGCCCAGGCAUUGUUUCAUGCGCUGAUAUCGUUACAUUGGCGACAAGAGAUGCAAUUGUAGUGACUGGUGGACCAUCUUGGCAGGUCCCCACCGGUCGAAGAGAUGGGACAGUGUCGAAUGUUUCGGAAGCCUCAAACGAAAUCCCUGCUCCAAAUUUCAAUUUCAGUUCUCUGCAAUCGAAUUUCGCUAGCAAAGGUCUUGAUGUGCAAGAUUUGGUUCUGUUAUCUGGGGGUCACACAAUCGGCAUCGCUCACUGUCCAGCAUUCAGCGCCCGGCUCUACAACUUCACAGGAGUAGGCGAUGAAGACCCAUCUCUAGACAGUGAGUACGCCGCAGUUCUUCGUAGGAACAAGUGCAGAACACAGACUGAUAACACCACAUUGGCCGAAAUGGACCCGGGCAGUUUCAGGACGUUCGAUCUUAGCUACUACCAACUUCUACUGAAGAGACGAGGUCUGUUCGAGUCCGAUGCAGCUCUGACCACAGACAGCACCUCCAGAUCUUACAUUCUCGAACUCCUUAAUGGCCCACUUUCAAAGUUCUUUGAGGAGUUUGCACUGUCCAUGGAGAAGAUGGGCCGCAUCGAAGUAAAGACGGGAUCGACGGGUGAGAUCAGAAAGAACUGUGCCAUGGUAAACGGUUAGGAUUUCAGUUCAGUUUGAUUGCUGCUAGUGGUGUAAGAUUUGAAUUUUCAUGCCAUUUCCAGAUUUGUUUUCUGGUUUUGGUUCUGUGAGGCUUUGGACUAUGAAAAUCAGCUCAUUAUCAUUGUUAAUUUUAUUAUUUAAGUAAAUUAUGGUC